Pezoporus flaviventris is the source of this 387-nucleotide messenger RNA. RefSeq names its product meiosis/spermiogenesis associated 1 (gene MEIG1). The record is from RefSeq and is a predicted model, not a curated record. NCBI's taxonomy places the organism in Eukaryota, Metazoa, Chordata, Aves, Psittaciformes, Psittacidae. Bases 5 to 292 code for a protein of 95 amino acids. Gene Ontology annotation, cellular component: nucleus. The transcript has 2 exons.
GAAAAUGUCUGAAGUUCCUGGAGUCAUUGCUAACGCUGACAUUGAACCAAAAUCUAUACAUCGUGCCAAGAAAUGGUCGGGUGAUGUAGAGAACUUAUACAGAUUCCAGCAAGCUGGAUACAGAGAUGAGAUUGAGUAUAAACAAGUGAAACAAGUAGAUACGGUAGAGUACUGGCCAGAAACUGGAUUUGUUAAGAAACUUCAGAGAAGGGACAAUACAUUCUAUUACUACAAUAAGCAAAGAGAAUGCGAAGACAAAGAAGUCAACAAAGUGAAAGUUUAUGUGUAUUAGUUUUGGGUUUGUUCUGAUUUGCUUGUAGUUUUUGUGAUAAAUCUGCUUGUUAGAAUCAGAAAGUGAAUGAGAUUAAACAAUCUGAUUUACCUGAA